AAUUACCAAAGAAGAAAAAGGAGAGAAGUCGAAAAAUGUUGAGUUUAGGAACGCCUUCGCUGUUUACCCCGUCGUUCUCCAACUCUGCAUCGCCAAAUUUCUUCAUUUCUUCACCUCCGGAAAUCCCAAUAAUGGAUUCCGAUGUGAACAGUGGAGCAGAUCAUUUGGUGGAGCUUAUCGUCCGGGAGGAACCUCCCUCCAUUGUCGACGACGUUCCGAUUUCGGAAGAGAUUGCUCCUCUGUUGACCCAAAUUGAAAAGCCAAAGAUCAACAUCUUCACCAUCUCUUAUCCUCGGAGAAAACCUAUGGAGCAGGUGAAUAAAAUCCAUGAUAGUGAUGUAUCUUCUCUAUCUCAAUCAAUUAUUUGGAUUUGGAGUGGAUCAAGAUACUCUGGACUACUGUGUGCUUCUCUAUCCUCCAUCUUCUACUUCGGCAUGGAAGUUCUGAUGGGUGUUUUUUCGGCUCAGUCUAUACCAAUUAUUGAAAUGGCUUUUACAAGAUGUGUAAUUAUUACAAUACUUUCAUAUUUGUGGUUGAGGAGGAGCGAACAACCAAUAUUUGGACAGCCACAUGUUAGGAAACUCUUGGUUUCUCGUGCCCUAACAGGACUUCUCUCAAUGAUGAGUUUUAUUUACAGCAUUCGAAGGCUGCAUAUUUCUCAGGCAAUUGUAUUGAGCUUUACCACUCCAAUACUGGCUUCAGUUGCAGCAAGAUUUAUUCUGCAUGAAAAGUUGAAAUUUUCUGAUUUUGGCGGUCUUGCUUGCAGUUUUUUGGGCGUUCUACUAAUUUUCCAAGAUUUAUUCACUAGUCAAGGGUUAACUAAAGCCGGGAAAGGAAGCACAACCCCCUCCUUGGGAAGUCACCAUGCCUACGCAGUAUUACUUGGUUUUGUAGCGUCAAUAGCUGGCGCAGUUAGCUAUUGCCUUAUAAGAGCUAGUGCAAAAGCAUCUGAUCAACCAGUGGUUACGGUUUUCUCUUUCGGUCUGUUGGCUGGUCCUGUCACUGGAAUAUGUACUGUGAUCUUUGAGGAUUUGGUGCUGCCAAGUCUAUAUUCAUUUUUACUGAUGCUAGUGCUUGGUCUCCUUGCCUUCUUGGCUGAGGUUUGUUGGGCUCGGGGACUUCAACUUGAGAAAACCAGUAAAGUAUGUAACCUUCGGUUCAUGGAGGCUUCAUUUGUGCAAUUAUGGCAUAUUGGAAUAUUAGGACUGGUUCCUUUUGGACGAAUAGUUGGAACUCUCCUUAUCUUCCUCUCUCUUUGCUGGACUUUUUAUGUCGGUCCGGACAGAGAAAUGGAGUAAAAUGUCAUCUUCAUUUGUCUAUUCCAUAAGGAACUACAAAUGUCUUGCCAUUUUUUUUCUUGUGUAAUGUUCAUGACAAUCUUUUGGUUCAAUUUUAAAAACAACCCUAAUUUGGGUUGGUUUUGAUUGAAAA
Cucumis melo (muskmelon) is the source of this 1431-nucleotide messenger RNA. RefSeq lists its product as uncharacterized. NCBI's taxonomy places the organism in Eukaryota, Viridiplantae, Streptophyta, Magnoliopsida, Cucurbitales, Cucurbitaceae. The transcript has 10 exons. Bases 36 to 1298 code for a protein of 420 amino acids. The record is from RefSeq and is a predicted model, not a curated record. Gene Ontology annotation, cellular component: membrane.